Plectropomus leopardus (leopard coralgrouper) is the source of this 1490-nucleotide messenger RNA. RefSeq names its product mitochondrial ribosomal protein S27 (gene mrps27). Gene Ontology annotation, cellular component: mitochondrion. Gene Ontology annotation, molecular function: protein binding. The record is from RefSeq and is a predicted model, not a curated record. NCBI's taxonomy places the organism in Eukaryota, Metazoa, Chordata, Actinopteri, Perciformes, Serranidae.
UUUCGUCCAAAGAUGGCAGCCUCCGUGUUGAAGCGAUGUGUGACUGCAGCUGUCAAAGUUAAAUGUUUAACUCCUUCUCUUUCAGCCAGAAGAUGGUUGCUCUCAGCAGCUUACACAGACACCAAAGUGUGGGAGGCGAGAGAGAAAGAUCCUCAAAACCUGGCUGCACUGGCCACCAAUAUGGACACAACAUACGAAAGGAAUCUCCCUGUUAGCUCUCUGACUGUGUCGCGGUUUGUUGACAACAUUUCAUCUAGAGAGGAGGUUGAUCAAGCAGAGUACUACCUUUACAAGUUUCGUCACAGUCCAAACUGUUGGUACCUGAAAGACUGGACCAUUCACAGUUGGAUCAGGCAGUGUCUAAAAUACGGGGCCAGAGAGAAGGCCCUGCACACACUCAAAAACAAGGUCCAGUAUGGAAUAUUCCCAGACGACUUCACCUUCAACCUACUGAUCAAUUCUUACAUUAAGGAUGGAGACUUAAAAAGGGCUUGCUCUGUGGUUGAGGAGGUGAUGCUUCAGGAGGCCUUCAACCUUCCCUCCACACAGAUCCUGUCUCUCUACGCCCUGAGCAGUUACCUAGCAACCAGACCACAACUCUCUGUGUCAGAGGAGCGGGCGUUGGGAGCAUCACUGCUCAUCUGUGGACUGACGCAAGACAGCACUAUUGGCCUCAGCGCUCAGCUGCUUGGCAAUGUUCUGCUAGGCAAGGUGGAGAUGUCAAAGGGCAUACAUGCCGUGUUUAAAGGGAUGCCUCUCUUCUGGGGUCAUGGAUAUCUGGGCCGAGCGCUGGAUGUCAUGGAGAAAGUGGCUGCUGCUUCUGGUGACGUCAAGCUGGCCAAAGACACACUGGACUACGUGGACAGCGUGCUGCAGGAGCUGUCUGCCACCUCAGACAGCGACUCCUCUGGAGAAGAAUCAGCAGGUGAGGAGAACAAGAAAGAAGAAACUGUAGAUGAAGAUGAUGAGGCCGAGCGGGCGAAGCUACCUCAGUAUGCCAACAGAUUCAAGGACCUAAGCAGCCAGCUGGAGUCGGAGGGUAAAGUGGACUCAGCCUCCUUCCAGGCUUUAGUGACCGCACUGGCCCAGCAGAACCUGGCUGCUGCAGAGAAAUCAGACGUGGAGCAGUAUGAGAGCCGGGUGCAGGCCUGGGAGACCGAGAGAAGGCAGCUGAUCCAGAGAGAGAAGGAGAUGAGGGAGAAGGCAGAGCUGGAGAAACAGGAGCGGUUAGCCGCCAGGGCUGCAGCCCAGCAGGCGUAGACAAUGAAGACGGAGCUGAAUCACUGAACUGUCCACUGAGUAUGCACAUUAAUGUAAUAUGAGUUUGAUGUCUCUAAAUUUGUGAAACAUUGUCAAUAUUACAUCUGCUUGUGUCAUCAGUUGUAUAUAACCGUUAUUGUGUGCUUAUGUGAUGAGUAUUGCUCUGUUUUUAUAGUGUUAAAUAGGGCAAAUAUUGUCAAAAUAAAAUUAAUUUUCAUUCGUGUCAGAAA